GCGCGUUUCAUGGCGGCUUUGUUGCGGCGGCCGUGUGUGUUGCUGCGCGCUCUGUAGCUCUAUCUCGCGAGGAAUCGCCAUUACUUGUGAGUUGACAAAAAAUAAAUUCAGUAGUAGGUGUACACCUUGCACAAUGGAGCAGGACGCGUCGGCCAUCACGUGCAACAUCAGGGGCUGCCCGAACGAGUUCGGCCUGAGCGAUCCCUCGCACCUGCUGUACGUUUGCACGGCGGACGACAUCCAGUGCAAGGCAUGGCUGGCCGUCAUCCCAAAGGUCUCGCUCAGAGACGUGGGCGAGAGGCUAUGCGUGUGUUCGCUGCACUUCGCGGACGGCGUCAACGUGAGCGGCGACAUCGUGCCUACCAUCUUCCCGCCCGUGCCCGUCUCGGUGCCCGCCGCCACGGUCAGCGCGCCCACACCACCACCAGCGCCGAGCACGUCGCUCGUCGGCGAGCUAACCCUGGUCGGGCCGGCGGUGAAGAUUAAGGAGGAACCCGUUGACGACUAUGAGCAAGAGGCACAGGUAUCUCCUAAGAUGGAAGACAGUGAGCACUUUGACAGCGCUGGUGAACUUGAGAACGAUGAAUCAAGCAUGGACGUAGACCAGCCGGACAUGGGACUCAUCCCGGUUCAUGCGAUCAAGAGGGAGGUUGAAGACGAUUCGACCGAAGGUCUGACUUCCUCCUCGACGCAGGAAGUUCACGGCGACGACUCUGCCCAGAACGGCGAGGACGGACACUUCCUCCGGUUUGUCACCUCCUACACCGUCAAGGAGGAGGUCCCCGACGAGGAAGACGGCGUCGAAAUCGCAGCUCCCCCACCCAGCUCUGGCUGCGGAGUAGUAACACGCGAAGACUCGUCGUCGGCGUGCGCCUUCAAGAUUCAAGAGUUCGGCGAGAUCCCGGUGGACGAAAUAAAGACCGAAGAUGGGGUCACACCCACAUUUGUUCCACCGGCGAUUCCGUCUACGUCGUCGGUGAGAAUUAAGACGGAGCCGCCCGACGUCAUGGCAAACGGCCUCUCGCACGACCAGGGCUGCCAGGCAGGUGUCGGAGGCCACCCGUCUUCCGUCAUCCUGAUGCCGCCGGGACUCGUCAGCGAGCCUUCUUCGUCGGUGGCGACGGGCUCGACGGCGUUCGCGGCUAGCAGCAACGGUGUCCUGAUGGGUGAGACAGGCAUCGUGAUCUCAAAUGUGCAGUCGGUCUCGGGCACCAGUUCCCAGGAGUGUUUUGCCGAGGACGUGGUCCACUGCCCAAAGUGCAUCAACGGCGAGGCCAAGGAGAGGUGCGACAAGUCGACGUGCACGAACAUGCCGACACGCACCGUCUUCACGCAGACCGUGGAGCCAGAGAAGCGGACUGUCUGGACUCAGGUUGCGCAACUCGGGGAUCUGAAGAUGCUGAAACAUCGGGCCACGCAGACCGAUCCAUGGCUGGAACGUUCCCCACGGCUUCCCAAGGUUGUCCGCAAGAAACGAAGACUCGACGAGGACGACGCCGAUGCCGUCGACAAGCCCUGAGAGGUUAACCACCACUGUUGCCACUCUUGUAAGCUGGCAGGAUGUGCGUUUUAAUGCUUGUGGCAAAUAUGUGUGCACGCAUCACUUUCGUUGUUUUAUAUUUGUUUGGCUGUGCAUUGCCUCCCAGUUCUCAAAAAUAAAAGAAAUGCUAGUUGUGUGUUUAAUUGCGUGAAAAGUAUUGUCGCCUAACUGAGGAACUCGGACUUUAUUUCUUAAAGAUUACAACAUUGCUGGAAAUCUUAAGCAUCUAGAUCAGGCUGUCCUUUGAAAAGCAAUCUUGUCAGAUUACGUUUUCAAAGUCAUCGUUAAAGUGCACCUUCAACGGGGCACCUCUGCUCCUAGUGGUCAACCUUUUGACUGGGAAUUUCUAAAAAUACGGAAAUGGGGAAGGAUGCAAUACAUAAUGUUUUUCUGAAAAUCAGCAAUUUUCUAAUAAAAGAAUGCUUAAAUUUUUUGUUGCUACCGACUUUCGUAGCCCACAGACUGUGUGAAGCCAUAUUCUUCAGGCAGGGGCAGGAACAGUUUUACUGUGGCGUCACAACACUAAGAGAGCGGUUCCCUUCAUUAGUAGUCACAGUCGUCAUUAUACAGUUAGGGGAAUGCUCGUUUUGGUGCUGCACAAUCCAAUGCACGUUGCUCAUAGGGUAAAUAUACAUAGGUGAAACAUCCUUCUCAUCCCCGAAUUCCUCACAUCUUUUUGUUGAGGUUUCUGAAAAUGGCAGUCUAACAUAUUGUGUAGUCAUUUUAAUAACUGCUGCCAUCACGCAGCACACCACAGUAAUUUGCUUCAAAACUCUUGCGUGCAUUUUGGAAUAUGUGGCUGAUUCCGUUACAUACAUCAGACAUUAAAGAGCUUGUGUUAACUUUUUCGGACAAGUCAUAUACUUGUUCAUCUUAAGCAGGAAGCUUAUAUAACAGGACAGAGGCCUUAUCUGUGGCACAUGUUACUAAAAACUGUCAUUGUAUACUUUAGUUUGUCUGACCAAGAUUUAAGUAAACUCAAACAUUUUUUGUCAUGACACUUAAACAACUGAACUUUUGGGGCAGCAUUUCAGCUCUAGCACAUUGUCCUCAUUUCCUUGCUUGGGACUGGCUCAUGCGAACUUCCUGACACACUUUAACUGGUGCCAUUUUGCAAAGCGUUGAAUGAUUGUUUUCAUUUCUGUUGUCUUAGGUUGGUUACAUAAAAUGCUGAAAGAAAUGCAUGUUGAUGUAAAAGGAGGUGCAUGCACAGCCAGCUUUUUCAUUUUCCUUUUGAAACAGUAUAAAUAUUUUGUGUGGCAUGAAGCACAUUUCACAGGCACGUAUUUAUCGUUGCAGCACUAAGCUGUGUUACUAAAUGCAUCGUGUAUUUUGUCAGCCUGUCAAGUUGCUCCAUACCCUUGACGUCCUUCAGAGAGAGAGAGAGUGAUAAGCAUGUGGAUUCUAUCAUAGUCACUUGAGUGUGUGGAUUAUGUCUGGAAAUGAAUACGUUUGUUCAAUAAAUGUUUUUCCUCCUGGA
Molecule: messenger RNA, 3020 nt
Organism: Rhipicephalus sanguineus (brown dog tick)
Lineage: Eukaryota; Metazoa; Arthropoda; Arachnida; Ixodida; Ixodidae
Exons: 4
Coding region: 134-1519 (461 amino acids)
Source: RefSeq, a predicted model, not a curated record